This is a messenger RNA of Parathielavia appendiculata, 682 nucleotides long. RefSeq lists its product as uncharacterized. Lineage: Eukaryota; Fungi; Ascomycota; Sordariomycetes; Sordariales; Chaetomiaceae. The record is from RefSeq and is a predicted model, not a curated record. The transcript has a single exon. The coding region runs from base 147 to 512 and encodes 121 amino acids.
AGCUGGCGGCCGGCUCGAGACGUAAGCCAGCGUUUGGGAAAACUUGAGCUGGGAACAGGGAGCGUGGGAUCCAUGUGUCGUUUCUGCUUUCAUUCGUUUCAGUCGUUUCGGCAUGCUAUUCAAGUCGCUCUUCGGCUUCAGCGCACAUGACACGCAAGACACUCACUUCACACACGACAUUCGCUUCAAGCUCUUGCAUGACCUCGCUGGCUUCUCACACGCACCUACUUUCUACACAUUACCGGCUUCCCAACGACACUCGCUUCAUACUCGACAACCGUUCGCGGGCCACAGGUCCCCAGGGGAAGUCUGAGUACGCUACACACCCGUCGGUCACUCAUUCACCCUCACGACACUCGUUAAACACAGGCGAUCUUUACAUACAACACUUGCAUUAUCCGGCGUUGCUUGCAACUGGGAUACAGUCAUCUUGUCUUCUUUGGUACAGAGAACAUGGCGUCAUGGUUGAUCUUGGUUCUAGUUCUCUCAUGGCUUGGGACACUCGCAUUUGAAAACAGAUACGUCGCAGUCGCUCUCUUUACCAUCUUUCGGUCCCGCUGUCACAAUUUUGCUACCAUUCUCUUCUCAGCAUACUUACUGCUCGACUCUUUUCUCGCUGGCCGGUCACUCAUUCAACACCAGACCUGUUCACUUUAAGUCACUCUUUCAGCCACUUUCAGUC